Funneliformis mosseae is the source of this 441-nucleotide messenger RNA. NCBI's taxonomy places the organism in Eukaryota, Fungi, Glomeromycota, Glomeromycetes, Glomerales, Glomeraceae. The record is from the annotation of a GenBank genome assembly.
AUGAGUAGUCGGAACGAAAUUUACAAAAGUUGGGCACCAUAUUUAUUUCAAUUGAUCGUGACGCUUGAGCAUCACUUCAAUUACUGGCCAGGGAUGCGCUCGAGAACGGCCUUAGCUUGCAUCUCCAAUUCUUCUUGGUGGGAAAAUGGCGAGUUUCCACUUGGCAUCGAAAAAGAUUAUGCUGAUGCAGCGGGUAACACCAAUGUAUCAAAGCGUAACAUUAUUGUUUUAUACUUAAUAACGUCCAUGGGAUGUACACCAAAGGUUGAAUAUCAAAUUUGGAUUAACUUUGCGUUUUAUACUUUUAAAGUUGGUAAAGAUCACUUAGGAGAAGAAGAAGAAAAUACGGUUGUUGAAUCGGAUACUUAUCGUUCAAAGAGGGCUACAUGGUCUAUUAAUUCAAUGAUGCAUACGUGUCUGGAACAGUGGUGGACUUGUUGA